Rosa chinensis is the source of this 1032-nucleotide messenger RNA. Its product is annotated as transmembrane protein 87B-like. The annotation marks the transcript as partial. The transcript is spliced from 3 exons. The record is from RefSeq and is a predicted model, not a curated record. Gene Ontology annotation, biological process: transport. Lineage: Eukaryota; Viridiplantae; Streptophyta; Magnoliopsida; Rosales; Rosaceae. Gene Ontology annotation, cellular component: Golgi apparatus; membrane.
UGUUUGAUAUCGAACAGAUUCGAGAAUAUCACCUUCUGGAGGAGCGAGGCUGCUGUUGACAAGAAGCAUAGUAAUGGGUUGAUACAGGUUAUCAUUUUUGAAGCCGCGGAUCGUAAUAAUAUCGGUGGUUCUGCUUAUGGGGGACAGAGAUCUAUAUGUUGCACCCCUGAUCUUGCUAAGAUGGAAGGUUGUAAGCAAGGUGAAGUCAUUAGGAGACCUUGUGCCACAGAUGUUAAUUGGCCCAUUGUUAUAAAUGUACACUUCAGAAGGAACAGUCUCUCUAAAAGUAUGGAUUAUAAAGAGAUUUUGAUCACGAAAACGGGGAUGUAUAACUUGUUUUUUGUAGCCUGUGAUCCAAAGCUGAAGGAAAUAGUAAUGAGCGGGAAGACGGUAUGGAAAAGCCCCGAUGGUUAUCUACCUGGUCGUAUGGCUCCACUGAUGAAAUUUUACGUGUAUAUGGCACUUGCUUAUGUGCUGAUUGGUGUAAUUUGGCUCACUCAGUAUGUGAGGUUCUGGAAGGAUAUUCUGCAACUUCAGCAUUGCAUCACGGCUGUCAUUGCUCUUGGAUUGUUUGAGAUGAUUCUUUGGUAUUCCGACUAUGUCAAUUUUAAUAAUACAGGGAUGAGGCAAGUUUUUCUUACGACAUUAGUUGUAACAGUUGGAGCUGUGAGAAAAACAGUUUCCCGUCUCCUUAUCCUCACUGUUUCUAUGGGCUAUGGUGUAGUACGGCCUACUCUUGGGGAUCUUACCUCCAAGGUGCUUCUGCUUGGAAUAACAUUUUUUCUGGCAACAGGGUUGCUUAACAUUACCGAGUUUGUUGGGACAAUUAAUGAUACAAAGAGAAGCUCUGUCAAGUUGGAAAUGUAUAGGAAGUUCUCAAAUGCAUUAGCAGUGACAGUCAUUGCCUCAGUUGCAUGGAUAGCUUAUGAGGUGUACUUCAAAGCAACAGAUCCCUUCAAUGAGAAGUGGUCAAGUGGCAUAGUGCUUGGAUCAUCACUGCUUUCUGGGAUAUUCUUGCAUUUGCAUUGCUGA